Sciurus carolinensis (gray squirrel) is the source of this 539-nucleotide messenger RNA. Its product is annotated as histone H3.v1-like. Lineage: Eukaryota; Metazoa; Chordata; Mammalia; Rodentia; Sciuridae. The record is from RefSeq and is a predicted model, not a curated record. The coding region runs from base 85 to 330 and encodes 81 amino acids. The transcript has 2 exons.
AGCAGAGCCAGACUGGCAGAGGAGAAAUUUGAGGAAGUACAUGAGAAGCUGCAUUACACCCUCAUAAAAAAUAAAGAUCUAGAGAUGGAACUAGAGGAAAUACUCAGGAUUAGAAAGGAAUCAGAACAAAAAGAAAAAGAUGAAAAAGAAAAAGAAGAGGAGGAGAAAGAAGGGGAAGAACAAGACGAGGAGGAGGAUGAUGAGGAAGAAGAAGAAAUUAGUUCAAUGGAAAUUUCCUCAAGAAAUCAAGAGGUACAACGCAAAGAGAGUACUUCCAGCAUUACAGCCAGGAUCGAUACUAAAUCCAGUACCAAGACCGAACCCAAGUAGCAUUCAUAGUAUGCUGGGGUUCACAGUGGCUACAUCCACUAAACACACCCAGAUACCACUAGGCCAAAGAGCUGACAUGUGGCUCAGUUGGAGGACUUCCUUUGCAACAGCUCCUAGAAAGGUCACAGUAUACAACCCAAGAGCAUUUUCUCUUUAAAAUCACAGCAGUGGCUAUGGGGGUCAGUGCAUUAGAUUACUUCCCAGAUUAA